GCCACUGUGCUUCAGGACCAGCGGGCCCAGGAUGACCUCCAAGCGCUGCAGUUCCUGGGCGGGGGGCCUGAAUUUUUGGAACAAUGCGCGGCCGGGGGCAUCUUCGCCGGGGAAAUGGUCGGGGGGUCCGUGGGUUCAAGAUCGAGACGUUCCGAAAAGUUCCCGAGGUUCGGGGCCCCCGGCGUGGUUCCGUUCGACGUGGCGAAGCUGAUGGGCCCCCGCGCAGUGCGCGGCCGCGUCUUCUACAGCGCGGGG
Messenger RNA from Prorocentrum cordatum, 255 nucleotides. The record is from the annotation of a GenBank genome assembly. Lineage: Eukaryota; Dinophyceae; Prorocentrales; Prorocentraceae.